AAAAAUGUGUUUCUACAUUUUCAUUGUUAUGUAUCUAACCAGCAGUUUUACUAAUGGACUACUUUACUCUUCUUAUCCUUUCAAUGAGGAAGGCGAAUUGAAUGAUGGAGCGUCAUCCUAUUUGGAAGAUUUAUUUAGAAAUAAUAACAAAAGUACUGAAGGUAUGUCGUAUUAUGAAUUUCAAUAUCUAUUAAAAUCUUAUAAUUGGCUAUACAAUAUGGACGAUAGUGAAAUCGAAAAACUAUUUAGUGAUGGAGUUAAUGACAUUUUUAGUUCAUUAAGUACAAGACUGUAUGAAAAUUGAUCAAUUUAAGAAACAGGCGACGGUGUAUGUCAAAAAAAUUGAGAAUAGAAUUUGUAAUAUUUAUUAUGACUGUUGUGACAAUAAAAUAACUACGACUCCACAUCAAAAUAUACUCUGUUCUUAAAUCAUUACGAUUAGAAAUCACUUAUGAAGAAGUUAAUGUAUCAAUAUCUGACAGUAAUGUUCGAGACCCAUUAAG
This is a messenger RNA of Daktulosphaira vitifoliae (grape phylloxera), 503 nucleotides long. RefSeq lists its product as uncharacterized. The record is from RefSeq and is a predicted model, not a curated record. NCBI's taxonomy places the organism in Eukaryota, Metazoa, Arthropoda, Insecta, Hemiptera, Phylloxeridae. The transcript has 3 exons. The coding region runs from base 5 to 304 and encodes 99 amino acids.